UAAAAAACAGAGCAUCCAAAUAAAUAAGAAGGAAAGAAAGAAAGAAUCUACCUUUUCGCUCUCUCUGAUUCUCUCCACUGCUCUCAACAAGAGACUGAAGAGCCAAAGGAGACGACUUUCUCUCGCAUCCAUGGCAAUCACGUCGUCCUUCUUCUGUGUUCCGACACCGAACACAUCAUCCAUCUCCGAAUCGAACCUCUCGCGGCCAUCUCACCUCUCCUUCUCUCCUCCUAGACUCUCUUCCUCCUCCUCAUUUACCGGCGUUAUCUCCUCAAAGUCCAUCUCUUUCCACCGCCGCCUCACUAUUUCCCCUGUUUUCUCCACCGGCGGCUCCGACAACAACAACAAUAACAACGGAGGAAGCGGCGGCGGCGGUGGAGACGGAGACGGUGGCGGUGAGGAUAGGGACAGGAACAGGAGCGAGGCGAUGAUGUUGUUGGCUGAGUCUGGGACCGAGUUGGAGAGUCUUCCCAAGGAUCUAGCUGCUGCUAUCGAGUCGGGUCGGAUUCCUGGAUCGGUUAUCACCCGGUUCCUUGAGCUCCAGAGAUCGGCUGUGAUGAGGUGGCUGAUGCAGUUCGCUGGGUUUAGGGAAAGGCUUUUGGCUGAUGAUCUCUUCUUGGCUAAACUCGCCAUGGAGUGUGGUGUUGGUGUCUUCACCAAGACUGCUGCUGAGUAUGAAAGGCGUAGAGAAAACUUCUUCAAUGAACUUGAAGUUGUUUUUGCCGAUGUGGUGAUGGCUAUCAUUGCUGAUUUCAUGUUAGUUUAUCUACCUGCUCCUACUGUGUCUCUUAGACCACCUCUCGCACUUUCUGCUGGUGGUUUAUCCAAGUUCUUCCACAACUGCCCUGAUAAUGCCUUCCAGAUUGCUAUCUCUGGAACCUCAUAUUCUCUCUUGCAAAGGUUUGGUGCUAUAGCGCGCAAUGGGGCAAAGCUGUUUGCCGUUGGCACCACAUCAUCGCUGGUUGGUACUGCUGUUACAAAUGCGUUUAUAAAAGCAAAAGGAGCUGUGGACAAGACUUCUGAAGGUGAAGUCGAGACUGUUCCAAUAGUCUCCACAAGUGUUGCUUAUGGUGUGUACAUGGCAGUUUCCAGCAACCUAAGGUACCAAGUAUUGGCUGGUGUGGUAGAACAACGUCUCUUGGAGCCAUUGCUACACCAACACAAACUUGCACUCAGUGCCAUGUGUUUCGCUGUUAGAACUGGCAACACCUUCUUGGGUUCCUUAUUAUGGGUGGAUUAUGCACGUCUCAUAGGUAUCCAGAAAUCUCACUGAAGAAUCAGAAGAACAUGAUGAGUUCGAUUCAGACAUGAUCUGAUUUCCAAACUACUAUUGUCUUCAUUCACAAUUGUUGCUGAUUUUGAUUAUUUGGUCCAUUUUCUACAAAACUAGUCGAUGUCUCCAACAAACCAAGGCUAUUUUCACAAAGCACAUAAAAGACAUGCAUUUGGGUUUUGAAACCUC
Molecule: messenger RNA, 1462 nt
Organism: Brassica rapa (field mustard)
Lineage: Eukaryota; Viridiplantae; Streptophyta; Magnoliopsida; Brassicales; Brassicaceae
Product: protein RETICULATA-RELATED 4, chloroplastic
Source: RefSeq, a predicted model, not a curated record